AUGUAAUCUUACGAGAAAGCAUUAUUUAAUGUACAAGUGAUAAGAAAACACUUCUUCAAAGAUAGGGUUUACUAAUUAUAUUUAUUUGCUGAUGAAUUAGUGAUGACUGAUGUAACUUGAUCAUUAAAUUAGGAUCCGACUAAAAAUCCAAAAUACAUAUUGAAAACAAAUUUAACAACUACAAUAAAGUGGAUAUGCGAAAAUAAAAGGAUAGUGGCUUUUGAAUUUUCUUAUAACGGAAGACCAAAAGAAGUCUAUGGACCCAAAUUGAAUCUUCUUAAGGAGAUGCUAGCUGGAAAAGUAUUUUUCAGUCCUGUGUCUGCAUUUUACUAAUUCCAUAUGGAAAUAGGUAGUGGAAUGACAGGAUCAGUUUAUAGGUGUAUUUCGACAGAAAACAAUGAAAACUAUUUUGCAAUAAAGAAAGUAGACAAGAUGAAAAUUACCUAAAAUGAUGGAGCAAUAGUAUUUAUUCAAUAAAUUAUAGCCUCAACUAAUACAUGAGCUCAGUUUAUUGAACUAAUUAUAGCAUCCAAGUAUUGUAAAAUUGAAAGAAACAUAUGUUGAUGAACAAAACUAUUAUAUAGUAAUGGAAUACAUAAAUGGGAAGACUUUAUAUGCAGAAUUAUAGAGUAGACAUUAUGGACUCUCAGUUAAUGAAACGAUUAAGAUAAUGAAAGUAUAGUUUGAAUUGAAUUUUAGGAAUUGUUGUAGGCAAUAAUAUAUAUUCACAACAAGGGAAUAAUGCAUAGAGAUAUUAACCCUUUGAAUAUUAUGAAAGCUGAAACUGUAAAGUUGAUUGAUUUUGGAUUGGCACGAAAGAUAAGGAAUUAGUUAAUAUUUCCAACUUCAGGAACUCCAGGAUAUAUGGCUCCUGAAAUUAUAAAUUUCAAUAAAGACAAACUAUAUGACGAGAAGGCAGAUAUAUUUAGUCUUGGUUGUGUUUUGUAUAAAUUGUAUGUAUUACCAAUUAAAUAAAGGUUGACAGGAGAGAACCUAUUUACUACUAAACAGGGUAAAUAGACUAUAUAUUAAUCUAAUAAAGAAGGAGUUUUUGAAUUGAAAAAAUAAUAGUAACAUCCUGAAUGUAAUUCAAAUAAAAUGGAUUAAUUAUUUGUAUAAAAUAUGAAUAUAAAUAGAUUUUACUACCUCAUAUGUUGGAAACUAAUCCAUUGUUGAGAUUAAAUGCAAAAGUUUGUCUGACAAUUCUUGAAGAGAUUGAAAACAACAAUCUUUAAAUUGAAAGAUUAAUUAAAAAAAUCUUGAUUAGAAAAUAAUUAGCCUUUAAUACAUCAGAAGAAUAAUAGUUAGAUAAAAAGAGUGAAGAGAAAUUGUAAAAAUGUAAGUUUAGACAAUCAAUCGAUGUCUAAUCAAAAAAGAGCUUGGAUGAAAUUUCUGUGUUUUCUAAAAAUGUCAUGUUACAAAAUUAAUAAAGGGUUAUACUUGCUUAGAAGAAAUAGCCUUGA
Paramecium pentaurelia is the source of this 1463-nucleotide messenger RNA. NCBI's taxonomy places the organism in Eukaryota, Ciliophora, Oligohymenophorea, Peniculida, Parameciidae. The record is from the annotation of a GenBank genome assembly.